UUUCUCCAGCUGAUUCACGGAAAUUAGCACCAUUCCGUUGCGUCGUAUUGGGCGGAAUCCUCCGGGAGGUCGACACGGAGAGAGAGUGGCGUUUGCUGAAAUCAUAUAGGCGUGGUUUUGCAUGGAGAUGUGAUGCUCCGUCUGCUCCCGCUGGGAUCCCCACCUGUCUUCACACCGCGUUUGUCACCGCGCCAGCUGCUUUUUUCCUGAGUUUAAAGCCACUACAGCGCGAUUUUGAUUAGAUUAAUUAUUUUUUUUAUCACAUGGGAUAUUGAUUUUCGGGGGUUUAGUUACAGCGCUGUGGACGUACGGGGCGCCCGGUUUAAUCACCUCCAGAGCGAGAGGCGACGGCGGCGGCGCACGGCACUUGGCGGAGAUAAACAGGAGCGGACAGCGCGUCGCUUGGCCUCCAGGAACCACAGCGGAAACCCUGGUUCAUGUGUAGGGCUGUUUGACGCGCAGGUCGUGCUCGCAGCGGUUCGCAAUGAUGGAAAAUACACGCAAGAUGUUCAAAAGAUCGGCCUGGCUUUGCGUACUUGUAGUGGUUUCUGUUUUACUUGUAGUUGACAGCAAGAGACCCAGACAGCCUCGCUGUCCCUCAUCAUGUACAUGUACCAAAGAUAACGCGUUGUGCGAAAGCGCAGGACUGAUCCCUCGCAGCUUUCCCCCCGAUGUCAUAUCACUAUCAUUCGUCAAGUCUGAAUUCACCGAAAUCCCGAAAGAGAGCUUCAUCCACACGCCUGCCCUACAUCUCCUCCUCUUCACAGCCAACAACCUGGAAUCUAUAGACGAGGAUGCUUUCCUCGGUCUUCCUCAUCUGGAGUAUCUGUUCAUCGAGAACAACCAAAUCAAAUCGAUUUCACCCAAUGCUUUCCGUGGCCUGAAAACCCUGGUGCAUCUGAGUCUGGCCUACAAUAAUCUGGACACUCUGCCCAAAGAUUUAUUCAAGGGUCUUGAGGCCUUGACGAAAGUAGACUUGCGAGGGAACCAGUUUACCUGUGACUGUAAGCUGAAGUGGUUGGUGGAGUGGAUAUACAGCACCAAUGCUACAGUGGAUCAGAUUUACUGUAAAGGCCCGGCCUCAAAGCUGGACAAGAAGAUCAAUGAUCUGGUGCCACAGUCCUUCGACUGCAUCACCACAGAGUUUGCUUCCUACCAGUCCCUGAAGUUUGAAUCCAUAUCUGUGGAGGCCUUUUCCUUUGAGAAUGACCAGUAUGUGGUGUUUGCCCAGCCCUUCAUAGGGAAGUGCAGCUUUCUAGAGUGGGAUCAUGUGGAGAUGGUUUUCAGAAACUUUGACGACAUUGACAGCACAUCCACAGUCAUUUGCAAACCUCUGGUCAUUGACAACCAGCUCUUUGUCAUUGUGGCUCAGCUGUUUGGCGGCUCACACAUCUAUAAGCGUGACACCUCUGCCAACAAAUUCAUCAAGCUCCAAGGCAUUGACAUUCUCAAAAUCCGCAAACCGAACGAUGUUGAGACUUUCCGCAUCGAUGGAGAAUCGUUCUUCGUCAUAGCAGACAGCUCCAAGGCCGGCUCCACCACCAUCUACAAGUGGAACGGCAAUGGCUUCUACUCUCACCAAUCGCUCCACCCGUGGUACCGGGACACCGAUGUGGAGUUCAUGGAGAUCUCCUCCAAACCUCACCUGAUCCUGUCCAGCAGCUCCCAGAGGCCGGUCAUCUACCAGUGGAACAAAAGCACCAAGCUGUUUGACAGACGCACCGACAUCCCAGAGAUGGAGGACGUCUACGCUGUGAAGCACUUUCAAGUCAAAUCGGACCUCUUCAUCUGUCUGACGCGUUUCAUCGGCGACUCCAAAGUGAUGCACUGGGACGGGGCCCUCUUUAGAGAAUUGCAGACGGUGCCCUCCCGUGGCUCCAUGGUGUUCCAGCCGUUCUCUGUGGGCAGCUGGCAGUACGCCAUCCUGGGAAGCGAUUACUCUUUCACCCAGGUGUACCGCUGGGAUGCCAAGAAGGGCGAGUUUGUCCAUUUCCAGGAGGUGAACAUCCAGGCGCCGAGGGCCUUCUCUCCAGUCUCCAUAGACAACCGGCAGUUCCUGCUGGCCUCCAGUUUCAAAGGGAAAACUCAGAUUUAUGAGCACCUGGUCAUUGAUCUGAGCAACUGAGUGAAUGUUUUCUUGACUGGUGGUUUCUGUGUUUAGAGAAGUCUGUUGCAUCCUAACCUAAUCCUAACUUGAGAAAGCCAUUACUGUUUUCUUUUUAACUUCCAUUGAAAUCAGUGCAUGAUACAUGUAAAGAUACAUACAUGCAUCUCAGCUAAAUAUAUUUGGCUGAGAUGCAUGUUGACGUCAAUGCAUGCUCCUCAAGUUAGGAUUAGACCCAAUAUGUUGUCAAGACAUUAAUGCAUGACCGGCCUCACACAGGCCGCCCCAUACUGAUGAGUGCAACAUCUAUACUCAUUAAUCCAUUAAAUCUUGCCAGUAGUUUUUUUUUUUGUGUUCAGCUUUUCGUGUGACUCAGCAAUGUUUAUACAUUUGUAAUCUCAUAUAUUUAUCUACAGGAAAUAAUUACAAAAUGGUACUUUUUAACCUAUUAACAUGUUUAACAAAUCUGCCAAAAUGAAAUGUUUACAUUUUUCUGUCUUUUCACUUGUACGUUAAAAGAUUUGUAAAUGAAGCUUUUGUAAGUCUAAGAGGGACCACGCUAGUUAGAUACAUAUUUGUUAUGGAGAAUUAUUUGAAAUUAUGUUUAUAAUUUGGAAAAUAUCAACAGAAAUGUUGUGUGAGAAUCUACCUGUAAAUCCUUACAAUUUACAUUUUUAUCGUUAAUGGUUUGUAUAAUGUUGAAAGUAUUGAAAAUUACAGUUUUUCAUAAGAAGUAUGGAAAACAUUUUGGGCACACACAGGAACUAUUUUCAAACACUCAAAGGAACUGUAAUGAAAAAUUGAAGAUAUUGUUCAUAAUGCUUUACCUUUGACUAACAUGUAUGCAAAAUACAUCAAUUGUGUCAUGAUUAUAAUUAAGUUAUUGACUAAUAUCAUGCUAUUUAGAGUCAAUAAAGGUUUACUUUACUAAU
Molecule: messenger RNA, 3036 nt
Organism: Cottoperca gobio
Lineage: Eukaryota; Metazoa; Chordata; Actinopteri; Perciformes; Bovichtidae
Product: leucine-rich glioma-inactivated protein 1-like
Exons: 8
Coding region: 485-2125 (546 amino acids)
Biological process (GO): myelination
Molecular function (GO): protein binding
Source: RefSeq, a predicted model, not a curated record